AUGAGUUAACACGUUAAGGGUAACUUGCAUAAAAGUACUCAAAACAUUUUUUUAGGUGAUCGCUCUUCGCUACUUAAGUAGUGACUCGCACCAGGAAGUACUGGCUGACACCAUAGGGGUCAGCCAGAAGACGGUAUCUAACGCUGUGCGCGAAGUAGUGAAAGCGUUGAAUCAUCCAUUAAUUGUACGCCACUUCAUUCGGCGCGAUAGACGGAAGCUGCAUCAAACUACAAAAGCUAGCACACUCGGGUUGGCAGUAUUACUGUCGCAAAGGUUUCACUGCCCUCAACGUGCUGGCGCUGUUGAUGCCCGCGGACGGUUUGUGCAUGUGAACGCCAACUUCCUUGGUUCUGUGCACGAUGCUCGCAUCUACGCCUGUUCCCAGGUGAUGCUUUCGAAGAAGGACGAGUACUGCCUGGAUAUUGUUUCCUUAGAGACUCUGGAUUUGCUAAUGGGAACGAUAUCAUCACGCCCAUUAGAAAUCCAUCAACUAGGCAGGAAGUGUCCUAUAACCGAUGGCACAAGAAGAUGCGAGUUAUAG
Molecule: messenger RNA, 541 nt
Organism: Strongylus vulgaris
Lineage: Eukaryota; Metazoa; Nematoda; Chromadorea; Rhabditida; Strongylidae
Source: the annotation of a GenBank genome assembly